UCUCUAUCUCGCCUUUCGAUCGCUGAGAUGCCUUCAUACGCCGGUGAAGACCCCCACCGCUCGCUAAUCGCGGAGGAAUUGUCCAUGGAUGACGGCAAAAAUCGUCACAUAUUGCUGGCCAACGACGACGUUUUCGCCGAGGGGCAACAGGCCCGACAAGACGAGCUCGACGCAUUGGUUGACAGUCUUGCUCAGCCAUCGGGUCUGGGAGAUCUGCAGAGCUUCUUGGCCAGUGACGCCGCGCAGAAGGACAAGAUCGAUCAGCUGGUUAACUUCCUGGCUGACGGUCCCGCACCGGAGACUCACAACGAGCUCGUGGCGGAGACGGACAUAUUUGCCGACGAGCAAGAGCAGAAGCAGAAAGAGCUGGAUGCGCUGGUGGACUCACUGUCCGGUAUCUCCAUGGCUCCUUCUCCAGCAACCGCUACGGCCACAGCUUUGCUGGCAUCGGACGUUAACGACGUGGGCGUUGCCAAUGCGCAGGCUUCGUUCCUCAACGUGAUAGGAGGUGCGGUCCUGCUGCUGGUUGCUGUGGUGCUGAUCGCCAUGACCAGACGCUCGCAGUCGAAGCGAGAGGAAGAGGAGGAUGAGCGCAUGGAUUUUGGCUACAGCAUCUUGUAUGAGUGAAGCUCCACAA
Messenger RNA from Phytophthora infestans T30-4, 637 nucleotides. RefSeq lists its product as uncharacterized. The transcript has a single exon. The coding region runs from base 403 to 627 and encodes 74 amino acids. The record is from RefSeq and is a predicted model, not a curated record. NCBI's taxonomy places the organism in Eukaryota, Oomycota, Peronosporomycetes, Peronosporales, Peronosporaceae.